Molecule: messenger RNA, 1444 nt
Organism: Calliphora vicina (urban bluebottle blowfly)
Lineage: Eukaryota; Metazoa; Arthropoda; Insecta; Diptera; Calliphoridae
Product: cytotoxic granule associated RNA binding protein TIA1-like
Exons: 9
Coding region: 1-1308 (435 amino acids)
Molecular function (GO): RNA binding
Source: RefSeq, a predicted model, not a curated record
AUGAACAAUGGUGAAGAAAAUGAAGCAGAUUAUGCUGUAGAUGCAUUAUACAUUGCGAAAACCAAAAUGCAAUGGAUUCCUUUACCACGUCACAUUGGAGCUUCAGCGGAGAAUAUUACAUCAUUACCACCAGGAUUAACGCUUUGUGGUGUGAAAAUAAUCAUGGAUAAUACGAAUAAAUGUGUGGCAAAAACGAAUCAUCAUCAAGCAUCAAGUUUUGGCAUAUUGAUACAAGUGCUCUCAGCUUGGAUGAUGUUGUCAACAGAAGACAACAAAAAAGUAGUGACAAAACAAUUUCAUAUUUUCGUUGGUGAUCUGAGUUCAGAAAUUGAAACUCAACAGUUACGUGAAGCUUUUACACCAUUUGGAGAAAUAUCCGAUUGUCGUGUUGUACGCGAUCCACAAACAUUAAAAUCAAAGGGUUAUGGUUUUGUAUCCUUUGUCAAAAAAUCGGAAGCUGAAAGUGCCAUAACGGCCAUGAACGGACAAUGGCUGGGCUCACGUUCAAUUAGAACAAAUUGGGCUACCAGAAAACCGCCGGCGAGUAAAGAAAACAUCAAACCCUUGACCUUUGACGAAGUCUACAAUCAAAGCAGCCCCUCAAAUUGCACCGUCUAUGUGGGUGGUGUAAACAGUUCUCUAACCGCAUUGAGUGAGGAAAUUUUACAAAAGACUUUUUCACCAUACGGAUCAAUACAAGAAAUAAGAGUUUUCAAAGAUAAAGGCUAUGCGUUUGUUAGAUUCUCCACCAAAGAAGCUGCUACCCAUGCCAUCGUUGGUGUUCAUAAUACUGAAAUCAAUGCCCAGCCCGUUAAAUGUUCGUGGGGCAAAGAGAGCGGUGAUCCUAAUAAUGCCCAAACAAUUGCCAGUCAAGCUUUGAAUCCCGCUGCUGCCGGAUUCCCCUAUGGUGUGGGAGCAGCUGCUGCUGCCGCUGCGGCUUAUGGCCAACAACUGGCCGCUACUGGUUGUUGGUAUUCCCCUACACCCACGUAUCCAGCUUCAUCGGCCACGGCUGCUGUAACGCCUGCUGCCUCGGCUGCUGUGCAAAAUCAAUUUCUGCAAGGCAUACAAGGUUAUCAUUUCGGACAGUAUGGCGGCUAUCAGCAGGGUUAUAUGGGCAUGGGCGUACAAAUUCCAGCUACUUGGCAAGGUGUUGCUACACAAGCACAAAUAUCUCCUGCUCAACAAUUGGCGACGGCGGGUGUUGCCGGUGCUGCCAUACCACAGGCAGCCGGUGUUGUAGCUUAUCCCAUACAACAAUUUCAAGUUAGCCCACAGGUUUAUCCUUUACUUUUGCAGGCACAGUAAAUCCUCACUACAAAUCAAAAAUAUAAAAUAAAAAAUAAACAUUUAAAUGAAACAAUGAAUUUGACAUAAAAAUUCUAAGCUGUAAAUAGAAACCAAACAAACCAAAAAACAAUUUAAGCUGCAAUAUAUUAAUAUA